CACGUUGCUGUGACAUUUUUUUCUCAAGUCGUUGUACUCGUACUUAGUCKGUGGUUCUUUGAAGGGAAGAAACGUUGGAAAAAGCGUUCGAAAACUACCUCGCAUCACAGCGAAACAACAAUCGACAGUGAUUUUCACACAAUACGUCGAGAUCACGACAAGCAAAGCGAGGACGACAAUGGGUAGCAAGAAAGAUCAGGAUACUACCACGAUUGGUACGAACGAGAGUUUGGUAGUUCUCCACGAAACUCUAUCCCGCGCAUUGGUAACUCCGAACAGCAGCAGCAACAACCUCCACGAAAAGGCUCUCCAAGAAAAACAAGAGGAAACACAGCGAAAGGCGCUAUCGCCACGACCUCUCAAGAAACGCAAGAUAAGCAUCCAAGGCACAAUGGCAACUCAAGUUUCGGCAACUCAAGUUUCGGAAGCGGUGGAUGCCGGUGAGGACGAWGCUCUCAUCCGACGGAAACAACUGGCAGCGAAACUACGUGCGAAAGGGGUCUGUAGUAAACUAGUUCUGAAGCCCUCGUCUUUUGCACGGACUAUCUUCGUCAAAAACACACGCCAAUACAGCAGCAGUCCUAUCAUCGAGCUCCCCCCCUUCUACGACCCCACGCCUGCUGAUGUGGAUAUCCACCAGAAUCAUUCUCACAAACUUUAUAACUACGUGAGGAAAGGGACAGACAUGGAAGGUUUCAAGGAAUUUGUGCGAGAACUCCGACGAAAAUACAACAGCAGCAAUACCUCUAUGCAAGGCAACCAACCGUUUCGGUGUUGUAACAAAUUUGGGGAGUCACUCAUCCACCUGACCUGCAGGCGGGGUCGGACUGAAAUGACUCGAUUCCUGGUGGAAGAGCUUGUGGAGAACAACGCAGUGGCGGCUCGCCAAACACUGACGGUAAGGGACGACUGCCUCAAGACCCCGCUACAYGAUGCAUGCUGGACUCCUACCCCGAACUUUGAGCUGGUUGAACUCAUUCUAAAGCACUGUCCAGAGCAGGUUCUUAUGGCGGACAUCCGGGGGAAUACUCCCUUUGAUUACAUUCGCAAGGAAGAUACCAACCUCUGGUUGAAGUUCUUGUGGCAGCGAAAGCAUCUUCUCCGAGGAAUUUCGACAUCGACGACGAUGACUCGAGAUGCCACUCCUUCAAAUGUAGCAAUCCCAUCGAACUAAAUGUAGAACUGGGGAGACAUUACGAGCUACUAACAAUAGCCCAAUAGAUAAAUAGAUUAUAC
Pseudo-nitzschia multistriata is the source of this 1236-nucleotide messenger RNA. The record is from the annotation of a GenBank genome assembly. Lineage: Eukaryota; Bacillariophyta; Bacillariophyceae; Bacillariales; Bacillariaceae.